This is a messenger RNA of Knipowitschia caucasica, 510 nucleotides long. Lineage: Eukaryota; Metazoa; Chordata; Actinopteri; Gobiiformes; Gobiidae. The record is from the annotation of a GenBank genome assembly.
AUGCCAUCACUGCACCAGUAUGUGGAUAUUCCCACGAGGAAGCAAAACACGCUGGAUCUGUGUUACGGGAACAUUUCUGAUGCGUUUGUAGCUCGGGCGCACGCACCACUCGGCUUCUCCGACCACAAUGUUGUUUUGAUCCCGCACUACCUGACGGGGCUGAAACGCGCUAAGCCAACCAUCCACAGUGCCAGCGUGUGGUCGGAGGAUGCAAUUGCGCAGCUUCAGGGAUGCCUGGCGUGCACUGAUUGGGAUGUAUUUCAAGGGGACCUGGAUAACAAGUCGACCGCUCUGCCGUCUGUGAAGAGCUGCUCAGUGCCCUGCCCCUGGACUCCCCAUCACAGCCCCCAUUUACGGAGGGGGAUGUACACCUACAACUUAGCAGAAAACAGUGCAGUCCGUGGGGAGGAGGGAUGCAGCGGAGGAGGCUUCAUGAUUAAGAAAUGCAACAUCACACAGCAAGCUUUAAACGUGAAUAAGAGUUCACAGGAAAGGGAGAGCGUUGAGUAA